This is a messenger RNA of Vitis riparia (riverbank grape), 1762 nucleotides long. RefSeq names its product probable 2-oxoglutarate-dependent dioxygenase At5g05600. The transcript has 3 exons. Bases 505 to 1596 code for a protein of 363 amino acids. Lineage: Eukaryota; Viridiplantae; Streptophyta; Magnoliopsida; Vitales; Vitaceae. The record is from RefSeq and is a predicted model, not a curated record.
GUACUAAUUUGAACUUUGAUAAGUACCGAUGGGCUGAUCUUAUAUGAUUACUAUUUCUACUAUUACUAUUAUUAUAUAACCCCAAUGUCAAUGUUGACCGAUGGUGGGUGUGGAGUAAAUCAAAUUGAACAAGGCAGAGAGAGAAAGAGAGAGAUGAGCAGAGCAAUGGCCUGUCAACCUCAGACACACACAGCAAACAUACAAAUGAAGCUGCUGUUCUUCUUUGUUUUUUCAUUUUUUAUAUGCCCACAAAAUUCACGUUGUCCUUCACGUCCACUUCGCUAGGAUGAAUGAAUACAAGCCUCACUGCUUUACUCUUCAACUACCAUCCCAAUCCCAAUCCCUCCAGGGCCUCAUCUCUUUUAUCCCUUUUCCUUUUUUUCUCCCCCCCUCUCUCUCUCUCUCUCUCUUUCUUUCUUUCUUUCUUUCUUUUUCUCUCUCUGGAUAGGCUGAAUUUUCAUCGUACUUUUAAAGGAUCAACCUUGGAAGCCAGAGGCGCCAGACAUGAAUUGCCCACAAGAUUGGCCUGAGCCAAUAGUCAGGGUCCAAUCUUUGUCUGAUAGUGGCGUGGUUGUGAUCCCUGAUCAAUAUAUCAAACCAUCAAUGGAGAGGCCUGAGGGGUUUUCUGAGAACACUCAGACGAAUAUCCCUGUAAUUGAUCUCGAAGGUCUCUUUGAUGAUCAGCAUGGUCUUAUGCUGAGCUCCUCCAUAAUUGAGCUAAUCUACCAAGCAUGUAGAGAGUGGGGUUUUUUCCAGGUCGUGAACCAUGGCGUGAGGCCCGACUUGAUGGACCAAGCUCGCGAGGUAUGGCGAGACUUCUUUCAUCUUCCAAUGGAAAUGAAGCAAGUGUACGCAAACUCCCCCAAGACAUACGAAGGGUAUGGAAGCCGAUUAGGAGUAGAAAAAGGUGCCAUUCUUGAUUGGAGCGACUACUACUUCCUCCACUACAGGCCCUCCUCGCUAAAAGAUCAUAACAAGUGGCCUUCCCCACCUCUUGCUUUGAGUAUAUUUUGUAGGGAAGUGAUUGAGGAGUAUGGCAAACAAGUGGUGGAACUGGCCGGGAAAUUAAUGAAGGUUUUGUCUAUAAACCUUGGAUUAAAGGAAGAGUAUCUACAAAAUGCGUUUGGUGGGGACGACAUAGGGGCCUGCCUGAGGGUGAAUUUUUAUCCAAGGUGUCCACAGCCUGACCUAACUUUGGGUCUCUCAUCCCAUUCAGACCCUGGUGGCAUGACCUUUCUGCUACCGGAUCACGAUGUUCCCGGUCUUCAAGUACUCAAGGACCACAAAUGGAUCACUGUUAAACCAGCUCCGCAUGCCUUCAUAGUCAACAUAGGGGAUCAAAUUCAGGUUCUAAGCAAUGCAAUCUACAAGAGUGUGGAGCAUAGAGUAAUGGUGAAUUCGCUCAAAGAACGCGUGUCCCUCGCCUUCUUCUACAACCCGAAGAGCGAUAUACUGAUCGAGCCAGUGAAGGCGCUCGUGACACCGGAUACACCAGCCUUGUACCCAGGCAUGACAUUUGAUCAGUACAGACUUUACAUAAGGAUGAGGGGUCCAAGAGGCAAAUCCCAAGUUGAAUCUCUAAAGUCCCCUAGAUGAAUUAAUGUAUAUCAAUACAUAGCAAGCCAGCUCUAUUGUUCGCUGGUUGUAGAUCAGAUAACAAUAAUGAUCAGUCACAUUUGUCAAUUAUUAACUGUAAAUCUUGUAAUCAUGGAGGGAUUUACAAAAAUAAUAGAAUUGGAACAGAUAGAGAAAUUUGAUGGAA